Messenger RNA from Hirsutella rhossiliensis, 3282 nucleotides. RefSeq names its product histone deacetylation protein rxt3 domain-containing protein. Lineage: Eukaryota; Fungi; Ascomycota; Sordariomycetes; Hypocreales; Ophiocordycipitaceae. The coding region runs from base 1 to 3282 and encodes 1093 amino acids. The transcript is spliced from 3 exons. The record is from RefSeq and is a predicted model, not a curated record.
AUGGACCCAAGACAGCGCCCCCAGCAGCAGCGCCAGCACCAGUACCGCGCUCCGGCUGCUGCAGCUCCUGCAAACCCCAACAACUUCGCCUCCCCAGCAAUCGCCUCGCCCUUCCCUCGGCCUCACGCCACCCCGUCGCCCGGCGCAAACCACUCGCCCUUCUCGGCCUACCCGACCGACCAUCGACGCACCUCCGAUACGCCCUACUACCCCCCCGCCGCCCGCUCAAGCCUCCCCGACCUGGGCCACGCCCGCGCCCAGAGCGCCUCGUCUCUGCCGCCAGCCAGACAGCUUGGCCGCGCCAUGGCGCCGCCGCCGCCGUCCUCGCCUCCCCAACCGCCGCACCAGCAUCCCUCCUCCCAGCCUGCCAUGGCGUACGGGCCGCCGCCCCCGAGACCGCCGCCGCUCCCAGUUGGGCCGUCAAACGCCUUUCCCUCGGCCCGCGAGCUCCCUGCCCUGGGCUCCCUCUCACGAUCCGGCAGCGCCGCCGGCAGCUCCAUGUCCAUAUCCUCCAUGCUUGGCGGCCCGCCUCCCGCCUUGCGCGACUCCCAGCCUCCGCCCUCCCAGCACUACCCGCCGCACGCCGUCGCUCCCGCCGCACCCGGCUCGAGCUCCGGAUACGCUUCCUCUGUGCAUGCGUCGCCCCGGAUGCACUCGGCUUCGUCCGAAUACCCUCCCUUUCGUCGUCCGCAGACUCCCGAUCAUCAACGCCCUUACGAUCCGCGCGGCAGCACCGCCCCGUCUCCCCGCGGCCACUACUCGACCCCCGAUCUCCAGCGCUAUGGCACGCCUCAGGCCGGCUACCACUCGCGCCAUCCAUCCGCCCCCGCUGACACGUCGAGGGAACCGGGUAGCUUGUCCGCCGGCACGCCUGGCGCUAAUCAGCCGAAGCCCUAUGGCAACGUCGCGCCCCGACCCAUGGACUUGGCCAGGCCCGACGAAGCAUACGCCCGUCGGGAAGAGGUCGGCCGGUCCGCGCCGGUUAUCGACUACAACCCCGAGCGUUCGGGGCCGAGACCGUACGCAUACGAAGAUCGUUUUCGAGCAGAGCGCGAGCGGCAGGGCGUACCCGAGCCGCGAGAACGACCAGGCAGGGAGCGAGCGUACUCGGGUGAUUCCCACCGGCACAUGUUGUCGCCGCGCGAAAUGGGCCGCCGCGAAUCGCACACCAGCCAGCCCCAGUACGGCCCUCCGCCUGAAAAUCGCGACCAGCGCGACCCCAGAGACACGCAAUGGGGGCGUCCUAGCGCCGAGUCCAACUAUCGAGCUCCCAUGGACCAUCAGCGACCGCCGGCAGAACCUCCCUCGUCAUCCGGCUCCUACCCGCCGCAACAUGCACCCGCGUAUCAGGCCGCGCCUCCGGAAAGAUAUCCGUCCGCCUCGCAACCGCCGCCUCACCCCCAAGCCUCUUCGAACGCCGCGCCGUUCGAGCCGCCUGAACACUCCCGGAUCGAUCACGUGCACCAGCAGCACCAGCAAACUCAGCAUUACCCCUUGCAUCGCCCCCGUCACGCCGAAGAAGCGCCGCCGCCGCCACAGCCACCCUCGAUUGCGUACAACGGCGGCCACAACCCGUUGCCGUUUGAUUCACGCAACCGCACUGUCGAGGAAUCGGCUGGGCCCGGCAUCCACCAGCGGAACCUGCUUGCUGUUCAAGACAUCAACCGAAAGGGCCGCGUUUCUCCCUUGCCCCAAGCCGUACAGGGGGCCCAACCCCAGCAUCCGGGACCUGCUGGGGAGCCAGGCAUCAAGAGCGAGUUUGGGCGCAUGUUCUCGGGCAUUGGAAGCGGAGUCAGCGCCAUAGGCGUGUCGAGCCCGGCCGCGUCGGGCGCCGUCGCAGCGUACGGCAAUGCGCCGUCGAUCAAGCGUGAAGACGUUGAGAAUGCAGCGCCCGACUCGGGCCCCGAGGCUGCUGGCAAGGGCAAGGGCAGGAGACGGAAGCUCAAAGAUGACGAGACUCGCGGAGACGACGACACUUCGGGCCGGGCCACCCCAGGGGCUCGCACCAACAAGCGGACAAAGGCGCACCAACACCAUCACCACCACCAUCACCACCACCACCACCACCAUGCGUCCGAGGCCACCUCAUCCCCCACCGCGGCAGUCGCCCCGUUUAAGAACCUCAAGGGCGGUCCAUUGGCAGCGUCCCCGACCGAAAGGGGGGCCCCUGCUCCGCACCACCACCACCAUCACCACCACGGGCCUCGGGCAGCUCAGCAGACCCCGGGGUCGCAGCCCAAGAUGACAAUCACGUCCAAAGCCGUGCUCGACGCAGUGGCCCAUCGACCCCGACACCACCUCGGCGACUUCAUCUACGAGGCAGGAUUGAGGCCAGGGCGACUGCUGCCCAACACCCCCUCACACAGGGGCUACUCCUCGAACCCGAGGCCGCUUCCCUGGGACGUGGUUGAAGGUAAGGAGAACUGCAUCCUGACCGUCAAGGUGCCGCGGGUGCAUCUGUCAGCGCCGGCUCGCGAGGAGAUCACGGCGAGGGCAUACCUUUGGGGGACCGACAUUUACACGGACGACUCGGAUGUCAUGGCAGCCUGCAUCCACGGCGGCUGGAUCAAGGGCGAAUGGGCCGAGGAUUUCGACAGCGCCGCGUUCGACUUAGACGACGGCCAUCGCCGCAAAACGAAGAACCGGGCAAACGAGUCGCUCGACCUCGAGUCCGAGGGCCUCAUCACUUCGCCACCCCAAUCUGGGCCGCUGUCCAUCCCGACCAACCGCGACCUUCACGUCAAUGUCCUCAUCCUCCCCAAAUUGGUCAAGUACGCGGCGACGACGCGGUUUGGCAUCUCGAGCCGCGAGUUUGGCGGCCAGUAUGGCGCGCGCCAGUCGGUUCAUGACGGGAUCAGCUACAUGGUUGAGAGCAUUCGCUGGGUGGAGAACGGGGGACAGCCGCAGGCAAGACUGCGCGGAAAGGCUCGCAGAGAACGCAUGCGCAAGGUGAUGAAGGAAGUCACGGCCAGCUUUGGCAACACCAACGGCCUGGAACAACACCAGCCCAAGCUCCAGCCCGGAAAGGACCAUGACGUGGGCAUUUUGCGGAGCGAGAUAAUAGGAAGCUGGCACAGGAGGGGCGCCGAGGAGGCCCCGAAGGAGAGCGCCGACACGGGCGACAAGGAACGCGAGCCCAGCGAGGGUGACAAGGAAAACCGUUUGGCUCACGAAAGACGGCUUGCUGAGGCGCCGCAAGACAUCAAGGCCGCACCAAACGAAAACGUCGAAAUGGUGGAUGCCGACGCUGCCGAAAAGUCUACGGGCGGCGACAAGAAGUAA